Molecule: messenger RNA, 4447 nt
Organism: Salvelinus sp. IW2-2015
Lineage: Eukaryota; Metazoa; Chordata; Actinopteri; Salmoniformes; Salmonidae
Product: EVI5-like protein
Source: RefSeq, a predicted model, not a curated record
UGAWGCACGCCAUUCUGUUUAUGAUUUCUGUUAAUGAUUGACGCUGCUGUUUAAAGCUAUUUUAUUGUCUGCUUUAUUUGUAUUAUAACAUAGUUGGGGAGGACAGGGGAGAAAGGGUGGACAGCUGCCUGUCUAGUAUUUGUCGCCUGUAGCUAGUUAUAGGUCUUCUUGAGGAAGCGCCGACAGACGGACAGCUGCGCGACUUCGCAUUUUCUAAUAAACAGCAGCACGAGCGAUGGCUUCGGCGUUGCAUUUCUUACUGUAUUUUUCAUAAGGUGGCGAAGUCGACAUUGUGAAGGUUUUAUUCUGUGCUAGUUUCGUGGUUGCCGGCAUGACAUAGCAGCUACGAGCAAGAGCCGCUUCGAUUAUGGGAACAUUCAGAUUUGAGGAACCCUGAUCCAAUUGGCUCCGGCACCACCCUACCAGGUGACCCUACAGCGGGGGAGACGGGUAAGGAGACCCAGCCACAGCCUCCCCUGUCCAACAUUGCAUUGCACUGUGCCCACCUCCACCAUGUCCACCCCCAGCGGCAGCCCCGAGAGAGAGUGCUCCACAGGGGGACCCAACCAGCUGGAGUGUCCCCCUUCCUCUCCCCCUGGCAUGGACCAUUCCAUGGGAAGCCCCCUCCUCAGCCCGGACUCAUCUUGCCAAGAUGCCAUGCUCUCGGCCCCCGCCGCCUCCCCCGCCGACUCGGAGAGCCUGAGCCCUGACGAACUAGAGCUGCUGGCCAAGCUGGAGGAGCAGAACAGACUUCUGGAGGCGGACUCAAAGUCGAUGCGCUCGAUGAGCGGCUCGCGGCGGAACAGCGGCUCGUCCCUUGUGUCAAGCUCCUCUGCCUCGUCCAACCUGUCCCACCUGGAGGAGGACACCUGGAUCCUGUGGGGACGCAUCGUCAACGAGUGGGAUGAAUGGAGACGCAAGAAGGACAAGCUGCUCAAGGAGCUGAUCCGCAAGGGCAUCCCACACCACUUCCGGGCCAUCGUGUGGCAGCUGCUUGGUAACGCCACAGACAUGCCAGUGAAGAACCAGUAUUCUGAGCUGCUCAAGAUGUCCUCGCCCUGCGAAAAGCUCAUCCGCCGGGACAUCGCCCGCACCUACCCCGAGCAUGAGUUCUUCAAGGGCCAGGACAGCCUGGGUCAGGAGGUGCUCUUCAACGUCAUGAAGGCGUAUUCUCUGGUGGACCGGGAGGUGGGCUACUGCCAGGGCAGUGCCUUCAUCGUGGGCCUGCUGCUCAUGCAGAUGCCAGAGGAGGAGGCGUUCUGUGUGUUUGUGCGUCUGAUGCAGGAGUACCGUCUGAGGGAGCUUUUCAAACCAACCAUGGCUGAACUAGGCCUCUGUAUCUACCAGUUUGAAUACCUGCUGCAGGAGCAGCUCCCGGAGCUGAACGUCCACUUCCGUUCUCAGAGUUUCCACACCUCCAUGUACGCCUCCUCCUGGUUCCUCACUCUCUUCCUCACCUUCCUCCCCAUGCCCGUUGCCACACGCAUCUUUGAUAUCUUCAUGUACGAGGGUCUGGAGAUUAUAUUUCGUGUGGGCAUGGCCAUUCUGCAGUACAACCAGACUGACCUCAUCCAGCUGGACAUGGAGGGCAUGUCUCAGCACUUCCAGAAGGUGAUCCCCCACCAGUUUGACAGCUGCCCAGACAAGCUGAUCCUGAGGGCCUACCAGGUCAAAUACAACCCCAAGAGGAUGAAGAAGUUGGAGAAGGAGUACACCACAAUCAAGAACAAAGAGAUGGAGGAGCAGAUAGAGAUCAAGAGGUUACGCACAGAGAACAGGCUUCUGAAGCAGAGGAUUGAGACAUUGGAGAAGGAAAGUGCUGCUCUAGCAGACAGGCUGAUACAGGGUCAGGUGAGGCGGGCGCAGGAGGCGGAGGAGAACUAUGUGAUCAACCGGGAGCUGGCGGUGGUGAGGCAGCAAUGUCAGUUUGGGAUUGGUCCCAGUGUGUUGCCUCAGUUUAUAAUUCGUCAAUGUGUUGUGUCUCAGUACACAGAGCAGUUUGUGACCGGUCUGCAGACGCAGCUGGAGCAGUCCCGGCUGCAGGAGGCAGAGKUACUGGGAGCCCUCAAAGAGAUGCAGGACAAAGUACUGGACCUAGAGAAGAGGAGCAGCUCUCUGCCUGAUGAGAACAACGUGGCCCAGCUGCAGGAUGAGCUGAAGCUGGUGAAGCUCCGAGAGCUGGAGACACUGCACUCCUUCAGAGAGAUGCAGGACACGGUGACCGAGCUCAACCAGCGCUGGCAGCUCCACAUGUCAAAAGGCGGCGGGGGUGGAGGUCACUGGAAGGAAUCCCCCAAGAAGAACGCCCUGAACGAGCUGCAGGACAAGCUGAUGGGGGUGCGUCUGAGAGAGGCCCAGGCCCAGGCUGAACUCAGGGAGGUCAAACUCCAAGCCAUACAGCUGGAGAGCCAGAACCAGAUUCACAGCAAGCUGAUUGGGCGCCAUGAGGUGGAGAGCGCCGCCAUGCAGGAGAGGCUGCAGCAGCUGGCGGGCCAGAACAAGGGGCUGCAGGCCCAGCUCACAGAGAUGAAGAGGAAACAGGCCGAGCUCGACUGCAAGAGUAAAGAGGAGGUGAUGGCGGUGCGCUUGCGGGAGGCUGACACCAUGGCCGCCAUGGCUGAGCUCAGACAGAAGAUGGCUGAGCUGGAGAUACAGAAGGAGGAGGGUCUGAUCCAGGGCCAGCUGAACCACUCUGACUCCAGGCAGUAUAUCACCCAGCUUCGAGACCAGAUCGGAGAGCUCAAGAACGAGAUCAGGCAGCUCCGCGGGCAGCGCUCCAAGUUCGCCCCUAGUUCCCGGGACGGGGGCGGGGGCUACCCGGAUCUGUGUCUAGCUAGCCCCUCGUCGGCCGGAGGCGACUACCUGAGCUCGGAUGAGGACCUUCUCCCCAGCCCCAUCCCCCCCAACGCCAUGUACCCCGCCCUGCCCCACCCCUCGGCCAGGCUGGACAGCGAGGGCAGCACCGACAGCGAAGCAGAGGUCCACCCGGACCACCCCCACCACGGCCCCUCGCAGCAGCUCUACACUAGCAUGGUGUGUGCUGAGGUCCUGGACAACUGAGCCAUGGAGGUCCCUGGAACUCCCUGGUCCUGACCUAGACUACUAAAGAUACUGUACUCUGCAUCUCUUCAGUAUUAGAGAUGCUGUACUCACCCCAACUUUACUGUACUACUGUUCUCACCCUAAACUCCUACUCUAACCUGUAACGGACAUCCUCCCCUCCUCCUUCGUGUUGGUGCCAUGGUCUCUCCUCUUUUUGUCAUUCUCUUCUCCAUCUCCCCCUUUUACUUCUCUCUUUACUCCUAUCUCUCUUCACUUAUCCCUCUCUUUAUCUCCCUCUCUCUCCCUCAAUCUCUUUCUCCUCUCCGCACAGAAAGCCGAGAAAAUCAAAAGGAUUAAAAAUUGACAACAACAAAAAACCUUUCAACUUUCAAUACUCCAACCAUACCACACAGCAGUGACUAUGAGAUGCACAGGACAUCGCUUUGAUGAAAUGAUUCCCCUCAAGUUUGGAAGGACUUCAAUAUGGACUUGGGAUCGGUAAAAGAUGAGAUGGAUGGAUGACUUGUUGGGCUUGACCCUGCUCGUACUGUACUGUCCCAUGAGCGAGAUGUGGAACAUGCUGUCUCCCUCCAUCUCUUUCUCUUUCCUCCUCCUUUUCUCUCUCUCUCCAUCUCUCUCUUUCUGUCAUUCCAUCAUUCCAAGAAGACCCAUUGGCCACCUGCACUGCCUGUUUACAAUGGAAACAACCCUCCACUGUAACCUCACAAUGCACACUUUWAAAAAAUGAGAGCGAGAGGGAAGGAAGGAAGGAUAGAGGUAGGAAAAGAGGAGUAUGGUAUGGACUUGUACACAUCAAUAUCAUAGGGAUGUUACUAGAUGACAUCACAUGCAUAGAUCAAUAUUAACAAUGUACCUUACUGAAAUAUGUAUGUUGUGUGUGUCUCAAUGCCUUGCAAAUGAAACAAGGCAAGUGAAUUACGCUCAUGUCAACCACAAAAAAAUCUCCACGUUGCCAAAUCUUUUUCUUUUUUUUCUGCUAUUAUUUAUGUUGUUAUUUAUUUUAAUAUUUUUUUUUAUAUAUCUAUACAAAUAUAAAGAUAGAUACCAACGGCGGCCAAACUUUAUACACGUUGAGUUCCCUUGGUCCUUUGUGCCAACUUGAAUCCCGAGGCUGAGGUGUCAACGGACGGCGUCCAUGACGAUGCGUGCCAGAGAGACAGAACGAAUACGCUGCUAUGAUUAUCAUUUUUUCUCCCAGUCUUCUUUUAUGUUCUGUUCUAUCUGCUCGACAUGCAGUUGAACUUUGCACCCCUUAGGAAUCAGAUGCGAGUGCGAAAACUACUGUGAAGAAAUUGUCGAACGGUUAUGGCUAUGCUUCAUAAUGAUGUCUCUACCUAUGACUUGUGAAAUACCCACACGCAUAAACAACUCCUUUUAUAACCUA